GCCGCCAAAAGUUGAGUGGGGGAGAGAGUCAAGAUGGCGGACAAGACGCCUGGCGGUUCGCAGAAGGCCAGUGGGAAGACCAGGGUACCAGACACAACACGUUCCACUGGAUCUCCGGAGAAUCAUCCACUUUUAGAAAGCAAACUUAAAGCUUUCAGUAUUGGUAAGAUGAGUGCUGCCAAGAGAACCUUAAGCAAGAAGGAACAGGAGGAACUGAAAAAGAAGGAAGAUGAGAAGGCAGCUGCAGAAAUUUAUGAAGAAUUCCUUGCUGCCUUUGAGGGAAGUGAUGGCAGUAAAGUAAAGACAUUUGUCAGAGGUGGUGUUGUUAAUGCAUCUAAAGAACAUGAAACUGAUGAAAAACGAGGAAAAAUCUACAAGCCUUCGUCACGAUUUGUGGAUCAAAAAACCCAGCAAAGCCAGUCAUCCUCUAACGAGAGACCUCCAUCCCUUCUAGUGAUAGAAACCAAAAAGCCACCUUUGAAGAAGGGGGAAAAAGAAAAGAAAAAGAGCAAUUUGGAGCUUUUUAAAGAAGAGUUAAAACAAAUUCAAGAAGAACGUGAUGAAAGGCAUAAAACCAAAGGUAGAUUAAGUCGUUUUGAGCCACCACAGUCAGAUUCAGAUGGACAGCGUCGUUCCAUGGAUGCUCCUUCAAGAAGAAACAGAUCUUCGGGUGUCCUGGAUGACUAUGCUCCAGGUUCUCAUGAUGUUGGAGAUCCAAGCACAACCAAUUUGUACCUUGGAAACAUUAAUCCCCAGAUGAAUGAGGAGAUGUUAUGCCAAGAAUUUGGGCGUUUUGGACCUCUAGCAAGUGUCAAAAUUAUGUGGCCAAGAACUGAUGAAGAAAGAGCAAGGGAAAGGAAUUGUGGAUUUGUUGCCUUCAUGAACAGGAGAGAUGCAGAACGUGCGCUAAAGAACUUAAACGGAAAGAUGAUAAUGUCUUUUGAGAUGAAACUCGGCUGGGGCAAAGCUGUUCCUAUUCCUCCUCAUCCUAUAUACAUUCCUCCGUCAAUGAUGGAGCAUACUCUUCCACCACCUCCAUCGGGACUGCCCUUUAAUGCUCAGCCCAGAGAGAGAUUGAAGAACCCUAAUGCUCCAAUGUUGCCGCCACCAAAAAACAAGGAGGACUUUGAGAAGACUCUGUCGCAAGCCAUAGUCAAAGUGGUUAUCCCAACAGAAAGGAAUUUGCUUGCGCUGAUACAUCGAAUGAUAGAAUUUGUGGUGCGUGAAGGACCUAUGUUUGAAGCCAUGAUUAUGAACCGAGAAAUCAACAAUCCGAUGUUCAGGUUUUUAUUUGAGAAUCAGACUCCAGCACAUGUCUACUACAGGUGGAAACUUUAUUCGAUCCUACAGGGUGAUGCUCCAACCAAAUGGAGAACUGAAGACUUUCGUAUGUUUAAAAAUGGGUCCUUUUGGAGGCCACCCCCUUUAAAUCCAUAUCUCCAUGGGAUGUCAGAAGAACAAGAGCCUGAAGCAUUUGUGGAGGAGCCUAGCAAGAAGGGUGCACUUAAGGAAGAACAGAGGGACAAGUUAGAGGAAAUCCUGCGUGGCUUAACACCACGUAAGACCGAUAUUGGAGAUGCAAUGGUUUUCUGUCUUAAUAAUGCUGAAGCUGCUGAAGAAAUUGUAGAUUGCGUUGCAGAAUCACUAUCCAUUUUGAAGACUCCACUUCCUAAAAAGAUUGCAAGAUUAUAUUUGGUUUCUGAUGUGUUAUACAAUUCUUCCGCUAAAGUUGCCAAUGCAUCAUAUUACAGAAAGUUUUUUGAAACAAAGCUAUGUCAGAUAUUUUCUGAUUUGAAUGCUACCUACCGAACAAUUCAAGGCCAUUUACAAUCUGAAAACUUUAAGCAACGGGUAAUGACAUGCUUCAGAGCAUGGGAAGACUGGGCGAUUUAUCCAGAACCAUUUUUGAUCAAACUACAGAAUAUUUUCUUGGGGCUUGUAAAUAUUAUAGAAGAAAAGGAAACAGAGGAAGUACCAGAUGAUCUUGACGGAGCUCCCAUUGAGGAAGAACUAGAUGGUGCUCCGCUAGAGGAUGUGGAUGGGAUUCCUAUUGAUGUUGCUCCUAUAGAUGAUAUUGAUGGAGUGCCCAUCAAAUCACUUGAUGAUGACCUCGAUGGUGUACCUUUGGAUACAACUGAUGAAUCUAAAAAGAAUGAGCCAAUAUUCAAAGUGGCCCCUUCAAAAUGGGAAGCAGUGGAUGAAUCUGCCCUUGAAGCUCAAGCGGUAACAACAUCUAAAUGGGAACUGUUUGACCAGCAUGAGGAAUCAGAAGAGGAAGAAAACCAGAACCAGGAAGAAGAAAGUGAAGAUGAAGAGGAUACUCAGAGUUCUAAAUCAGAGGAGCAUCACAUGUACUCCAAUCCUAUCAGAGAAGAAAUGCCUGAUUCAAAGUCUUCAGUCAAGUACUCUGAAAUGAGUGAGGAAAAGCGUGCCAAACUCCGAGAGAUUGAGCUGAAGGUCAUGAAGUUCCAGGAUGAAUUGGAAUCUGGAAAAAGGCCCAAGAAGCUAGGCCAGAGUUUUCAGGAACAGGUUGAACACUACCGAGAUAAGCUGCUGCAGAGAGAAAAGGAAAAGGAGCUGGAGAGGGAGAGAGAGAGAGACAAGAAGGAUAAAGAAAAAUCUGAAUCCAGAUCUAAAGAGAAGAAAGAAAAAGAAGAAUGUACACCAACAAGGAAAGAGAGGAAAAGACGACACAGCACGUCACCCAGUCCAUCCCGCAGCAGUGGAAGUAGACGAGCAAAAUCACCAUCACCAAAAUCAGAACGCUCGGAGCGAUCUGAAAGAUCCCACAAAGAAAGCUCACGUUCCCGGUCUUCUCAUAAGGAUUCGCCCAGAGAUGCCGGUAAAAAAGCCAAAAGAUCACCAUCUGGCUCAAGGACACCCAAAAGAUCAAGAAGAUCACGAUCCAGGUCACCUAAAAAGUCAGGGAAAAAAUCCAGGUCUCAGUCUCGAUCUCCCCACAGAUCCCACAAGAAAUCAAAGAAGAGUAAACACUGACAAACUGUUAAUUUUUAUGCUGUCAUUUACUGGAAAUGCGGUUUUGUUUUUGUGCCUGAACAGUCUGUUUUAAAAACAAAACAAAAAAAGCAUUCCUAAUUUUUUUGUGAAUGCACGUGUAUACUCAUGAGUAACUGCGUCAGUAGACCUGUCAUUGUUUUAUAUUGUACAAAAUAACCUUCAUUGUGGCUACUUCCCAUGAUGAAAUUCUGUGUUUAGAAACUUCAUCUGAAAUGUGUGUAACUGAUCUGCUGGCAGUAGUGGUAUUUUGUUUUAGAAUGUGACUUAGCAAAAACAGUUGUUCUCUCUCCCCCCCCCCUUUCCUUUUUUUUUGUAGCUUUGACAACUUGAAUUAGAUUUCAAAUAAAAUCUGAAAGAAAA
Messenger RNA from Eublepharis macularius, 3378 nucleotides. RefSeq names its product U2 snRNP associated SURP domain containing (gene U2SURP). Gene Ontology annotation, biological process: RNA processing. The record is from RefSeq and is a predicted model, not a curated record. Bases 34 to 2997 code for a protein of 987 amino acids. Gene Ontology annotation, molecular function: RNA binding. Gene Ontology annotation, cellular component: nucleus. The transcript has 27 exons. Lineage: Eukaryota; Metazoa; Chordata; Lepidosauria; Squamata; Eublepharidae.